ACACCGGAAGCUGUUUCAACAACACGGAGGCUGACUCAUUCAACCACCUCCGUAGCCUGGUAGCCAACAUACAACCGAAAACAUUGAAGCUCUUUGGACCAUUAUUGAUCUCGGUGUUUUUAACACAAUCCUCUUUACGUAUCUACUAUUUAACUUAAGCGUAACUUGUUUGCUCAAUUUACACAUUUGCUGAUUAUACUGAACCUAAGCUAAUCGUCAAUGCUAGCUAGCCCACCAUGAGCUCUCCAAGCUACUCUCCUCCUGCUAAAGAAGAGGUCUGCUGGACGGAGAAAGAGGGCCUGUGGCUGAACGUUGUCGUGAAAGAAGAGGGGGAAGAGGAGGAUGUUUCCGUAAAAGGAGAGGAAGAUGCUUUCAGAAUGAAAGAGGAGGAAGAGGAGGCUAUCAGUAUCACGUUUAAAGAAGAGGAAGAACCUUUUGGAGUGGAAGAGGAGGCUAUCUCAAUAAAAGAGGAGGAGGAAGACGUUUGGAGAGAUGAAGAGGGAGAGGAAGAGGAGACUGAAGAUCUGAUUAACACCAGAGAGAGACGGGACUACCGUGGGUCCUCUGGGGAGCCUCAACAACCUCAUGAUGCUGACAAGGCAGAGAAGAGUCUCUCCACAUCAGAACACCUCAAGAAACACCAGCAGAGAUCCACAGGGAAGAAACCUCACUGCUCUGACGGUGGGAAGAGAUUCACCUCCUCAGCAGGCAUUAAAAUUCAUCAGAGAAUCCACAUAGUGGAGAAACCUUAUAGCUGUACUCAAUGUGGGAAGAGUUUUACUCAUUCAACCAGCCUGAUAUCACACCAGAGAACACACACAGGAAAGACAUCUUAUAUCUGUAGCUGUGGUAUAUGUGGGAAGAGUUUUACUCGGCCAAGCACCCUGAUAUCACACCAGAGAACACACACAGGAGAGAAACGAGAGAAACUGUAUAGCUGUGAUGAUUGUGGGAAGAGUUUUUAUACAUCUAGCCAUCUUAUUGUACACCAAAGAACACACACAGGAGAGAAACCGUAUAGUUGUUCUCAGUGUGGGAAGAGUUUUUUUACAUCUAGCAAUCUGAAGAGGCACCAGAGAACACACACAGGAGAGAAACCUUUUAGCUGUACUCAAUGUGGGAAGAGUUCUACUCAGCUAAGCAACCUGAUAUCACACCAGAGAACACACACAAUAGAUAAACCAUAUAGCUGUCAUGAAUGUGAGAUGAGUUUUAUUAGCCUAAGCAGCCUGAUGUCACACCAGAGAACACACACAGGAGAGAAACUUUAUAGCUGUACUCAAUGUGGGAAGAGUUUUAAUACAUCCAGCAUUCUGACUAGACACCAGAGAACACACACAGGAGAGAAACCGUAUAGCUGUGAUCAAUGUGGGAAGAGUUUUGCUACAUCUGGCCAGCUGACUUCACACCAUAUAACACACACAAGAGAGAAACGUUAUAGCUGUGAUCAAUGUGGGAAGAGUUUUGUUCAAUCUGGCAAUCUAAAAGUACACCAGAGAAUACACACAGGAGAGAAAUCGUAUAGCUGUAAUCAAUGUGACAAGAGAUACUCUAAUAAAAGGUGUCUGAUCAAACAUCAGAAAAUACAUGAAGGAGUUGUUUCAUGAUAUCAAUGAAAUAAUGUCACAAUGUAGAAUGUUUUAACAUUGUAGAAGGAGUAUUUUAAUGAUGUCACAAUAUAGAAUGUUUUAACAUUGUAGUAGGAGUAUUUUAAUGAUGUCACAAUGUAGAACCCUAAAUGUUUGCCCCCUGUUCUAUUAAUUUCAACAUGAUAUGGAUAUUAGCCUCAGGGGGAAAAUACCAGGCUCUGAAUUGAAAGAGUACUAUUUAUGUGAUUUAACAAAAAGUGACUAACACAAAAAGAGCUGCGAUCUAUUUUCUACAAAUUGUCCUCUAACCAGGGAUGUACACAUUAUUCCCAUAUUCUGUGUGGUUUUUGAGCUGUUAGUUUUAACAGGACGCGUAACCUCAUCUCCCUUCUGUCACACAAUUAAUUUUGACAUGAUAUCGAUGAGUGAUGACAAAUAAGGGUUGUGUUCGUUUGUUUAGCGACCCCUACAUUUAAAUGCAUCACUCCAAAAUGUAGCUGACUGUCUUCUGCGGGUUGUCAUCUAACCAGUGAGGUUAAAGAUGUCUCCCAUUUCCAUGUUUAGUUGUGUUAGUUUCAACAGCACGUACAACCUGAUUUCCCCCCUAAUUGAUAUCAGUGAUUUAUUGCUACUUGUCAAAACAACAGCGUUUCUGGUGCUUGUGCAGUUUUAUAAGGAGCUUGUUUUAAAAAAUAUUAUUAUUGUGGCAGAUGUUUGUGUAUAUACCACAUGUUAGGUUUUCAAUUUAUCCCAAACUGUUUCUGCAUAUUGGUUAUUGAUUUGGACAUGUUAAAACUGUGUUUUGACAUUGGGCUAUCCUACCAAGCAACUGUGCAACCAAAUAUUUCAUAUUUACAUUUCAUGUAACAUUUGGUAAUGAUAAUUAUUUAUGCAACCAACUGAUAAUUAUAUUAACAUUGUUGCACUGCUUUUAGAAUAUCAAGGUUCAUUCUCAGAUGUGCAAACCCAAAUGUACUAGAGCAUGACAUUGGGGACUGGGACCCGAUCCAACAACAUGCCUAUCUAGUGAACUCUGAAAAGAGAGAGAAGCUCCGCAGUGAGGUGGAAAGUUACUACGGAUAUUGCAGGAGUUUCCUCUUGAAAUCAGACAUGUCCGUGGUGAGAACAACCUGGUUGCUGAUUGUCUCAAGGGGGGCAGUCAAAAUGUUUUGUGUUUUGCGUUUAGCCAGUGCAUUGCCAUGGAUCACAGUUUAUUUUUACUGCACGUUUUUCCGUAUUGGAGAUGAGUUUUGUUUGGGCUCGUUCCAAGGAGACGAGAGUUCUAGAAGCUAUCGAAAGAAAAAUCUUUGUGGGAAUAAUAAAAAAUAAAUAUUGUUUGUAAUUGUUGUUUGCCAGUAGACAGACACCAUGUUUAUAUUGGUGACGGUGAAGCAUUGUAGUUGAUUAUAAUGUGAAAUUGAAGUUGUUUUCUGUUGCUGGUGAGCAAACUUAAGGUGUUAGUUAGUCUUUGGUUUUUCCAUUUAUGUUUUGAGGUUGGACUUUAGCACGUAUAGCUCGUUAGCACGUAGGAUGCACUGAUUGGUGUCACCUCAUUAGUCAGUAUGUGUUACACCUGUGCUGGCUUGUCCAUCUCGUUAGUGGGAAGGUGUUUCACCUGAGCUGGUCCAGGGUCUAUUUAAGAGUGUCUGGCCCAGUGCUCCAGUUGUCUUGAUAGAUGUGGAGAGGCAACACCUUUAGUUGCUCCACCUUUUUGGUUUGCUUCCUGUCUUUAAGUUUGGUGUGGGUUUUUCUUUUGUUUGCCUCUUCUUGGGCAGAUUUAGUGGGUGUCAUGGUGGGUGUCUUUUAGGUCCCAGUUGUUGUUACUUGUCAAUUUUCAGUGGACACCCCCAUAGUGUCUUUCAGAGCCCCUCCUAAAAAAAACAAGCUUAUAUUUUGGGUUGGAUAUUGCAUCCAAUUAGUGUUUAAAUCAAUGGAAUUUCCUUAGAAUGCUCAUUAGUCUUUCAGUUGUUAGUCUUCUGUUUGUGUACUAAAUAUUUCUGUUUAUUUUCAUUGUUUUCUCCUGUGAAGCCAUUCUGUUGAAUCCAUGUCUGAAAUGUGCUGUAUAAAUAAAGCUUGAUUUGAUUUCAACAAAUGAA
Molecule: messenger RNA, 3685 nt
Organism: Salvelinus fontinalis (brook trout)
Lineage: Eukaryota; Metazoa; Chordata; Actinopteri; Salmoniformes; Salmonidae
Product: zinc finger protein 501-like
Exons: 2
Coding region: 237-1607 (456 amino acids)
Biological process (GO): regulation of transcription by RNA polymerase II
Molecular function (GO): DNA-binding transcription factor activity, RNA polymerase II-specific; RNA polymerase II cis-regulatory region sequence-specific DNA binding
Source: RefSeq, a predicted model, not a curated record